AUGGUUGAGCUCCUGGAAGAGAAUGACUCGUUCUCUAGUCGUGCAGAAACUGAAGAGGAAGUCGAAGCCGAAGAAGAUAUCGACUAUGAGCAGCUCAAGAAGCGCAUGUGGAAGGACCGGAUGCUUCUACAGAAGCUCAAGGAUAAACGUCUCAGAGAUGAACCCGACCAGAACGCAAAACAAGAAGCAUCCAGACGGAAGAAGCUGGCGAGAGCACAAGAUUCGAUCCUCAAAUACAUGGCGAAGAUCAUGGAAGUCUGCAACGGUCAAGGUUUUGUUUACGGGAUUGUCCCCCAGAAGGGAAAGCCGGUCACCGGUUCCUCGGACAGCCUUAGGGAGUGGUGGAAAGAACAAGUGCGCUUUGACCAAAAUGCCCCUCUUGCCAUUGCUAAGCACUUGCCCCUGGUUGAAAAGGCUCAGGCGGACCCGGCCUCCUGCAUGCACCUGCUUCACGAAUUGCAGGAUACUACGUUGGGCUCUCUGCUUUCUGCUCUCAUGCAGCACUGUGCACCUCCUCAGAGGAAAUUUCCUCUGGAGAGAGGCCUGGCUCCUCCGUGGUGGCCCAGCGGUAACGAAAUUUGGUGGGGCGAGCAAGGAGUGAUGGCCCAGGAACAUGGUCCUCCGCCUUAUAAGAAGCCCCACGAUCUGAAAAAGGCCUGGAAAGUCUCUGUCUUGGCCGCAGUCAUAAAGCACAUGUCUCCUGAUUUGAACAGACUGAGGAAGCUGGUGACACAAUCCAAGUCUUUACAAGAUAAGAUGACGGCCAGAGAUACUGCGACCUGGUCCAAAGUCGUCAGUCAAGAGGAAGCACUGCUAGCUCUGACAAAGAAGUGCCUCAGAAUAUCACUGUCCGAAGAACACGAAGAAGAAGAAGAAGAAGGAGAAAAGGAAGGGAGUGAAGGCUUAAUUGUUCAUGCUUUGAACAGUGGUAAUUUUUGGCAGAAGAGUCGAUAUGCAUUUGAUCGAGAAGCUUCUCAAAAUGCAGAGAGUUCCCAUGCGAGUGAAUUAAGUGCGGGAUUCCCAGGCGGUGCUGCCUGGGCUUUCCGGCAGGUUGCCUUGUGUGAUUAUCUGUCGAGUGAUGCACAAAUGGCAAGCGUUGCAGAUUGGAUGAACAAGGAGCUAGAAAAAGCUAAUGAGAUGAAUUAUUUGAAUGCAGAGGGAGAUUAUGGAGGCUAUUGGCUAGAUGGGAUUGACAGCAUGGAACUGCGUUCUGCACUUGAGAUGGUACGAGAUGAUCGCGACCUCUGGAAUCAAUUUCCAGACCAACACAAUUCUGAUGCCCAACAACAUACAUCCAUCUGGGAUUUGGCCUAUCAAGAAACUGAUGAUUAA
This is a messenger RNA of Neltuma alba, 1332 nucleotides long. Its product is annotated as putative ETHYLENE INSENSITIVE 3-like 4 protein. The transcript has a single exon. Lineage: Eukaryota; Viridiplantae; Streptophyta; Magnoliopsida; Fabales; Fabaceae. Gene Ontology annotation, cellular component: nucleus. Gene Ontology annotation, molecular function: DNA binding; DNA-binding transcription factor activity. Bases 1 to 1332 code for a protein of 443 amino acids. The record is from RefSeq and is a predicted model, not a curated record.